Molecule: messenger RNA, 850 nt
Organism: Salvelinus sp. IW2-2015
Lineage: Eukaryota; Metazoa; Chordata; Actinopteri; Salmoniformes; Salmonidae
Source: RefSeq, a predicted model, not a curated record
UGAUGUGUAUGAGGUCAUCACCCCACCACCUUCAGGGACUAUGCCCUGUCUCCAUAGCAACUUCUGGUCCCAGGUUGGCCCAGAGUGAGUGUGGGUCAAACCGGGCCUAAGCAGGCCUGACGUGGACCAGACCAGGCUGAAGUGGGCCCGAAGCAGGCCAGAGUGAAGCAGAGACACCAUGCACCAGCUGUUUGGCCUGGUACUGGGCCAGAGAGACCUGUCCCGGGCUGGAGACCUCUUCUCCCUGGAAGACUCUGAGAUAGAGGACUGUCUCUCACAGGCCCUGGAGGAAAUCAAGGCUAUCUCCUGCUCUCCUGACUACCUGACCAAUGACAAUGACCAGGCGGUGGUGGAGAUCUGCAUCACGCGCAUCACCACGGCGAUCAGGGAGACUCGGUCCAUCGAGCGCCAUGGGGGGGCACUAGUGGGUCUGUGGGAGUCCUGUCUGGAACACAACCUCACCCCCCAGGGUAAAGACGAAGACACACCCCAUGCCAAGAUAGCCUCCGACAUCACCAGCUGUAUACUGCAGAACUACAGUCGUCCCCCAGUGAUGGCUCUAGCAGUGCCGGUGGCAGUGAGGUUUCUACAGAGAGGCAACAGAGAGCUCAGUAGAAACAUGUCCAGUUAUCUCUCUCUGGCUGCCAUGGCUAAGGCUGAACUACUGGCAGAACACACAGAGGCUAUCACUUGCAGCGUGCUGGGAGGCUCUGUGUCUAGACUCUCGGUGUCUAGAUCUCUGGUGUCUGGGCUCUGGUGUCUGGGCUCUGUGUCUAGAUCUCUGGUGUCUAGAUCUCUGGUGUCUAGAUCUCUGGUGUCUAGAUCUCUGGUGUCUAGAUCUCUUGUCUAG